ACAACCCCAACAGCAGCUGCAUACUGACUCAUUCUGCUCAAACUUAAUCUUCACACAGUUUGUGCUCUUCCAGAACACAUCAACGUUCUUGCCUUCUUCACCCCAGGAGGGGCUUUAUUGGAUUAACUGUUGGUUGGGUGUUGCAUUCCCCUGCUGGUAGCACAGGUACAGUCUCUCACAAGGAAAAGUGCAGGAGACAAGAUAAGACUUGCAUCAGCAAACAGAGGAGAAAAUGCUCCCCUGCUGUUUAAAACAUUGACGAGCAGGUUCCGUGGGGCGUGGACAUUAUGGGCAGCCGACCGAGCAAGUGCAGACACCAGACCAUGGCCAUGAUUCCAUCUAACCCAGCGAACCAGCCCUCUCCAGAUAUCAGCAAGGUUAUGAUGGUGGUGGCACUGUAUAAUUACCCGUCGACAUCUGAUACUGACCCUGUAAUUACUGUGGGCGAGAGGCUGAAUGUUGUUAGUGAGGAAGGUGAUUGGUGGAAAGUGGUCUCGCUGGCAACUGGCAAAGAAUGUCACAUUCCUUGCAAUUACGUGGCAAAGGUUUAUCACAGAUGGUUGUUUGAAGGCAUCAGCAGAGAGAAAGCAGAGGAGCUGCUCUUGUUGCCCAGCAACCGAUCAGGGGCAUUCAUGAUCAGAGAAAGUCAGACCAGGAAAGGAUCCUAUUCAUUGUCUGUCCGACGAUCCAACAACGCAUCAUGGGAUUCUAUCAAACACUACCGCAUUCAUCGCUUACCCAAUGGUUGGUUCUACAUCUCCCCUCGGCUCACUGUCCCAUCUCUGCAUGAUAUGGUGGAUUAUUAUUCAGAAUGCGGUGAGGGACUGUGCUGCACUUUGAAGGAACCCUGUCACAUUCAGGGGCCUCCCGUACCUCAGCAACGCCACCCGGACCCUAUCGUUGUGCAGAAACCUCAGCUCAACUGGAACGAGUUGGACAGCUCCGACUUAAUCAGUGACGGCAAGGAGCCAGGGGAGGAGUCCCCUGUCAGCAUGGGUCUACGGGAAGCCAUCAACUCUUACUUGUUCAUGACAGAGGAUAUGGACCUAGAUAAGAUGAGCAACCAAGCGUCACGUUUGAAAACACUGGAAGCCCGAUUACAGAGCAGCCAGCGACACAUUAACCUUAAUAUGGUGGGGAAUUUCAGUCACCUCAACUUCAACUCAGCUGGACUUUAACCCCAAAACGAAAAGAACAUAUGGGGAUGGCUGUUGUGGACUUUGUUGCAGUCUCUUUAAAUUAUUUACAGUGGAUAGUUAAGCUGCACUUUGUUACUUUCUUUUGUUCUUUUCAUUUACACGAAUGGGCCGUAUAGCCCGUUGCUCUCAGUUUUACAGUGUGGAAGAAGGAUUGAGUUAUAGUUGCCAACCAUUUCCAUCCAUUUGGAGAUGUCCUGCCCAGGCCAAGUCAAAUGUCCCUCUUUUUGGCCUUAUCUCCAAUUUUGCUUUGUUCAUUCAUGGGAUGUGGGUGUCGCUGGCUGGGCCCAGCAUUUCUUGCCCAUUGCCAGUUGCCCUUGAGAAGGCCUUCUGUAGCCACUCGUAUCAUUGGGCUGUGGGUAGACCCCAAUCUGAGAAGGGAGAAUGUUGCAGGAUAUUGACCCAGUGACAGUGAAGGAACAGAGCUACAUUUGCAACUCAGGAUGGUGUGUGGCUCGUGAGGGGAACUUUCAAUUAUUGUUAUACAGCUAGCAAGCAAAAAUAUUCAAGAGGGUUGUGAAACAAAGCACUGUUUUCAAAAAUACUGCCCUAGUUUUCAUACCAGGUGUUUAAUUCCUGGUGACCUGGAGAGCUGGGAACACAAAGCUGAAAUGAUGAACUCUCUGGAGAGGUUCUAUCACAUGUGAUAGUAUUGAGACUGUGUUUCCUGCCUCUCUGUCCAUUACUCUUGGCUCCUGCAUUAGAAUGCCAGAAUCAUUCUGGAGGUGUCCUCCUUUGCUCCCCUCCCAGGGGUGGUCACAGUAGAAUUCCACCUGCAGCAUUGUGGCCACACCCAGCAGAUUGGAGCCCAGACAGUGAAUGUGGUGAUCUAUUCGACAAAGGGGGGACUCACAGUCACACACUUAGCUAGGUGCUGAAAGCAAUCAAGGUCAGCGAUAUUGACCUGAGAUUCUCAGGUCCGAGCCAAGGCAUCACUCAGGCUUCCUGAAGCACUCCAUCCACCAACUACAAUGGGAUUGGUAUGGCUUGCAGAACCCAUUGCUGGUUUCUUGAUAAUACUUAACCUAUUUUCCUCCAUCAUGGCUGAUUUUACAACACUGUUCCAAUUUCAUUUUACAUUGUAGUUAAUCGACAAAGAGCAAUUUUAGGUUGAUGUGAAAGUGGCAUCCCAUUUGACCCUGUAAGAUCACGACCCAUCAAGUUUGUUUUAAAACUCCCCCACUACCAUUUCAAAAAGCUGCUGCUUUUUGCAGUGAAGUUUUCAGAUAAAGAUGUUUUCUUUCAAAAACUAAAGCCACAUUUUCUUGCUGACACUUUUGAACCUUGUUCCAUUCGAUGCCAAAACAAAGAGGAGUAAAACAAUAAGAGAGAUUCUAGGAAAGUUUUAAAGAAGGCAAACAGGAGGAGCAGAGUUGUCGGGAGGGAUUUCCUGUUCUCAGAACCUGAGCAAAUGAUCAGUGACAGAGCUAUUAUACAUUGGAGAGAAUCAGGAGGCCAGUAUUAGACAAGCACCAAUAUCUCAGAGGAUUUGGGGUUGACGGAGAUCAGAAUGAUAGGGAGAGGCUAGAAAGGCCAGGGGGAGAUUUGAAAAUGAAGAAGAGAAUUUUACUGUAAAGGCAUUUCUCAACUGGGAACAUCAAUUUAUACAGCAAUUACUGUAGUUCUUUCCAAACAUUCACCCACUGAGACACCAUGUCAAGGCUUGAAAACUGCCACAACCUUCUUGUGAAAAACACACUGUGGGGUGGGUUGGGGUGCAAUGUGACAGCACACCUAUUAUAACUCUAGUUCCAGUUUGAAGGCCGUCCUCAAUGUUGGGAACACUUAGUCUAUAGCCAUUGUAUCCAACUAAACCAUGGCAUUUGUUGUACUCCACAGAAACCAGUUCUCUCUACUUUUUCAACAAAUGCUAUCAAAAUACCCUUCCAUUCCUUCUCCACCAUGCGUUUGUUUAGCUUUACCCUGGAAUGAAUCUGCUAUUCAGCACAUCUCAUCCAUGUGAUUGAUAUCUUAUUCUAACUGCUCACUGGCUAAAAAUAUUUGUUGGAUUCCUUUGUUUAAUUUAAAAGCAAAUCUGUGCCGGUGGUAGACACCGUUGCGUUCGCCAGCAACUGUCAUAAGGGUAAGGAAUGAGCAAUUACACUAUCACCAGUACUUUGCAAUCGAUAUCAUUUAGUGGUAACAUGGGUGGGAAAUAUAUUUGUGCAUCAGGCCCUACAAUCAAAUUGCAGCUUUUGUAACAAAACUACAAAGCAAUGUGAAAAGCAAUUUUGUGCCCCGUUGUGUUCUUGGUCACAGACUUUGCUUCCUGCAGAAUCUAGUUCACAGGAAAUCAAGACAGCUGUCUGGUCACUGAAUGGGAAAUUCCAUCAGCAUCGGCCUUUUGCAGUAUUGCAUCCAGCUCUUGGAAAAGGCAUGAGCUUGCAAGCCAAAGUAAGGCCAUAACAAUGGGCUAAUCAGAGCUGAAAUCAGAUAGCAAUGGAGAUUGUAACACAAUUGUAAUUGUGAUAAUGAAUUGAAUAAUCUCUGACUAGCAAGAAACCAUGCAAUAUGCAGACGUUUCUAUCCAUCAUCCGCACUAAGGAGGAAAUGCCGAAGAUCUGCACUCCAUUUCCAUGAGUGUUAUAUGUUGUGACUCAGAAUUUCUGGUAUUUGGAAAGAGUAGGGCUUUUGGGUGGAACCUAAAAUGAGAAGGCACAGUUCACAAUAUGCAUCCUAGGUUUAUUUAAGGUGUGUUUCCACUGAGCAGUACUCUGUGGUGCAGGGGGUUCCUAUGAAGUGUCAACUUCUACACGUAAUUGCUGUGAAUACCAAAUGGUUUCCAAAAUUGGAAGUUGUGUAGUCUAUUGGGGUUGAAUGAGGAUGGAAUUGAUAGUUUGGUCCAUUGAAAUGAGAAUAUUUGGUACGUUGAAGAGGAAAUGGCCUGUGUUCUUGGAAUUCUUUGCUGGCAUCAGAAACGUGUGCACAUUCAGUGAAACAAGAAACCAAAAUCUGAAAACUUUGACUCAAGCAAAGAUAGUUCUGUAUAAUUUAUUUGACAAAUUCAGUUGUCAUGAUGUAAAAAUAUU
Stegostoma tigrinum is the source of this 4225-nucleotide messenger RNA. Its product is annotated as src-like-adapter 2. The coding region runs from base 288 to 1178 and encodes 296 amino acids. The record is from RefSeq and is a predicted model, not a curated record. Lineage: Eukaryota; Metazoa; Chordata; Chondrichthyes; Orectolobiformes; Stegostomatidae. Gene Ontology annotation, molecular function: protein binding. The transcript is spliced from 8 exons.